Molecule: messenger RNA, 1988 nt
Organism: Peromyscus eremicus (cactus mouse)
Lineage: Eukaryota; Metazoa; Chordata; Mammalia; Rodentia; Cricetidae
Product: nuclear body protein SP140-like protein
Exons: 16
Coding region: 128-1714 (528 amino acids)
Biological process (GO): regulation of transcription by RNA polymerase II
Cellular component (GO): nucleus
Molecular function (GO): DNA-binding transcription factor activity, RNA polymerase II-specific; DNA binding; protein binding
Source: RefSeq, a predicted model, not a curated record
AGCAAUUUCACUUUCUUUUUCUUCCUCUUCAGAGGGCCCUGAAGAGUUCUCUCUGAACUUUCCAGAGGUUCAAAGGUGUUGCACUCUCCCUGAGCCAAGUUCAGGCACCCUCGAGGCUGUGUAGGGGAUGGCAGGAGGGGACAAUGGAUCCAGCAGCAGGGCAACCACAGAAGACCAGAGCAAAGAGGAGAUGGCCAACUAUGAGCGCAUGUUCAAGCACUUCCAUGAAAAUAAGGUAGAAAUCGCAUGCGCCAUCACAAAGCCGUUUCCUUUCCUCAUGAGCCUCCGAGACCGCGGCUUCAUCUCUGAGCAGAAGUUUCAGGAUUCUCAAGAAAGGUGUCAAAACCUGGUCCCGGUGGGCAGAGUGGUGUAUGACAUCCUUAGUGACCUACAGAACAAGUUUAGCCUGUCGCUUCUGGAAGUGAUAUUCAGCAAAAUGCAUCUGAAGGCCUACCCAGACUUAAAGGAGACUAUGAGGCACUUCCUAGAUGCAUCCUGUAGUCCUGGAAAUUCCCAAAUGAAUGAUGAGCAGGGAGAGGAGGUGCCUAGCCUCCCACAAUGCAACGGAGGAGAAGGAAGUAGUUCUUGUGAACAAAUGUUUGAUGGACAAGAGCCCCAGGAUGACUUACCCCCAUCACCACUGAGACCUGAAGCAGGAGCAGAGCAAUCCACAAGUGGAAAUGAGGCCUGUUCCUGUGUCAUGUGUUCCCCAGCAUACAUUCAAGAAGGCCCAGAAGCAAGGAUGGGAAGCAGCCGAGCAGAUACUGUGGAGACUGGAAACAACACUACUGCAGGAAAAUCCAAGAGGAAGAGAAGAAAAAAGAAAGGCCACAACUGGUCAAGAGUAAAAUGGAGAAGGCCACAGACUGUACGACCACCAAUUCCAAGAAAGCGCAGAUAUGAGAAUGCAGAUUUCAGCACUGAGCUGCUUCCUGUGACAUGUGGUGACGUGAAGGGAGUGUUAAGCAAGGAUAAAUUCAAGCAAGGGAUCUCCGUAAAGUCCAUACAGAGUGAGGAUGGGGGCUGGUACACACCCCCUGAGUUUGAAAUCCUGGGAGGCCAUGGACGAUCAAAGAACUGGAAAUUGAGUCUGCGCUGCUACAAUUGGACCCUGAAAUCGCUGAUCCAGGGAAACUUUCUACCCAGUCCUCCACGAAUAUAUGGCAGGAAAAAAAAGAACUCAGAUGAGUGUGAGGUGUGCCGGGAUGGAGGGAUGCUCUUCUGCUGUGAUACUUGCUCCAGAGCCUUCCAUGAGGAGUGUCACAUCCCAACGGUGGAGGCUGAGAUAACACCAUGGAGCUGCAUCUUCUGUAGGAUGCAGUCCUUAGGAAGCCAACAGAGUCAUCCAGAAUCUGAGGUACUGCAGAGAUGCAUGGUGCCCCAGGAACAGUUGAAGUGUGAGUUUGUCCUCUUGAAAGUCUACUGCUGUUCUGAGAGCUCCUUUUUUUCCAAGAUGCCAUAUUAUUGUUAUUUUAGGGAAACAUCUGAGGGUGUGCAGAAAGCUAUGUGGUUGGACAUCAUCAAGCAAAAGCUGAGAAAGAGAGGUUACUCUCACGUGGAAGAGUUUGUGCAAGACAUGAGGCUCAUCUUCCACAAUCACAGGACCACGUUCAAGGAACUUAACUUUGGCCAAAUGGGACUUAGACUGGAGUCUGAGUUUGAGAAGACUUUCAAGGAAGUGUUUGCUGUUCAGGACACAAAUGAAAACAGUUGACUGAUGUCCCGGAUGCUGCUGGUGUCCUGGCACCUUGUUGUUUUCUGGCCAGGUCUUCCCACCCACAGCAGUGAGUGCUCUCUACCGACUCUGUCAUCCACAGAGGAUUCUCUGGGUCCCAUGCAGACAGCUGCAGCUGGGAGUCACACCUCCUGGCCUUGAGGUCCAUCCCCCUGCCUCCAGCUGGAACCAAGGGUGUAAUAAAUUGCUGUUCUCUGCUCCCCAAGUCCAACUGAUUUAGCUCUCUCUCUCUCUCUCUCUCUCUCUCUCUCUC